UGUUGUUAUCUUGUUAUCGAUACUCAAUCGUUAUUCGUGAAUCAUUUUUUUUGGACAAACGACAAAGAAAAUUUAUAAACAAAUAAAAUGGCAGCAAUGAAAGGCUGGUUAUAAGUGCACUUUUAACGUGCCUGGGAAUGACAUUCUUGAUACUGGCUUGUGCCGUUCCCACGCCCAAGAUAUUCUAUCCGUUCUUCGUACUCCUCUUCUACGUGCUAUCGGUUUUGCCAGUUUUAAUAGCAAAGCGUUCUACCCCUGGCAACGAAACCAACCCAAAAACAGAAUUUGCACUCUUCCUUACGGCUGGUAUGGUGUUAAGUGCUUUUGCCCUGCCCAUAGUUCUGGCACAUUCCGCUGUUAUCACCUGGACGGCGUGCGUGCUGACUCUGAUAUCCAACGUUAUUAACUAUUCGACAAUGUUAGGGUAUGCUAUGCGGGAGGAUAACUUUGAUGCUCCCUAUGGAGGCAUGUUUUAAGUGGGAUCUGUAAAAUUGGCCCCAAGUGGGAGGCAGUAAUGUUUUUAAGCACCCGGCAAUGGUUUUUGGAUGAAGCAACUUUGAUGUAAUUCGCUCCAUCGCAGAAAACAGUCAAUCUCACAUUAAUAAAUAUAUUCAAAUAAUUAUUUAAUACAAAUAACAUUAUGGUUUAAUACCCAAUUAAGCGAUUA
Molecule: messenger RNA, 667 nt
Organism: Drosophila innubila
Lineage: Eukaryota; Metazoa; Arthropoda; Insecta; Diptera; Drosophilidae
Product: leptin receptor gene-related protein
Exons: 3
Coding region: 138-476 (112 amino acids)
Biological process (GO): late endosome to vacuole transport via multivesicular body sorting pathway
Cellular component (GO): endosome
Source: RefSeq, a predicted model, not a curated record